AUGGUGAGCACCAAGCAGUCCCUGCACAAAGCCACCACCUGGCAGGACUCCAGGAAGCCCCUGGCCACCAAAGCCUCUCGCAAGAGGGCGCCGCCUACAGGAGGGAUCAAAAAGCCUCACCGCUACAGGCCUGGCACCCUGGCGCUGCGCAAAAUCAGAAAGUACGAGAAGUCCACUCAGUUGCUCCAGCGCAAGCUGCCUUUCCAGGGCCUGGUGCGCGAGAUUGCCCAGGCCAUCAGCCCCAACCUGCGCUUCCAGAGUGCGGCCAUUGGCGCCCUACAUGAGGCCAGCGAGGCCUACCUGGUGCAACUCUUCAAAGACGCCAACCUGUGUGCCAUCCAUGCCAGGCGCGUCACAAUCAUGCCCAGAGACAUGCAGCUGGCCGGCGCCUCCGCAGAGAGGGUGCUUAAGAGCCCAGGCUCCUAG
Symphalangus syndactylus (siamang) is the source of this 426-nucleotide messenger RNA. RefSeq names its product histone H3.Y-like. Gene Ontology annotation, molecular function: structural constituent of chromatin; DNA binding; protein heterodimerization activity. Gene Ontology annotation, cellular component: nucleosome. NCBI's taxonomy places the organism in Eukaryota, Metazoa, Chordata, Mammalia, Primates, Hylobatidae. The record is from RefSeq and is a predicted model, not a curated record.